Molecule: messenger RNA, 723 nt
Organism: Pedinophyceae sp. YPF-701
Lineage: Eukaryota; Viridiplantae; Chlorophyta; Pedinophyceae
Source: the annotation of a GenBank genome assembly
AUGAGAGGGAGUGUGCGCGUCACAGCUGGCUCAGAAUCGAUAUAUACGAACAGACACGUCCAUUCAAGCGAUCCAAUCAAGGGAGCGAGGCGGAAACUCGCCAACCACCCAGUCAUGGGGUCCCUGGUACCCGGCUGGGACAGCAACUCGCCGCAUGCUGUCCCAAACAACCUCGUCGACCGCGACGAGACCCAGGAGCAGUUCCGGGGCGACAUCAACCUGAUGCGUCUCAGCAAGACGGCGCACCUGGCGCACGCUGCGCACGCUGCGCACGCGGAACGCCCGGCCGACCAGCGCGCGACGCACCCGCACCGCGACUCCGCGGCCACACGGUCCGACCACUACCCCGGCGGCCCCGGCAGCGCACACAGCAGCGGCCACGGACGCGCGGCGGGUCGCCCCGACGCGCCCGAGGGACGCAAGUACCCCGUAUCCCGCUCGUACACGCUCCCGAAGGAGUUCAUGUCGUUCGCGCUCAAGUCCGCGGGGGACGCCUCCGCCGGCACGCCGAAAAAGGCCCCGGCGCGGCCCGCGCUGGAGCGCCGCAGUGCCCCGGCGCGCCACCCGGUCGCGCGCGGGACGCGCGAGCUGGAGGACGACGUCGUCGUCGAGAGCCCGGACGAGGACACGGCGGAGGAGGACGCGGCGAACACGACAAAGAAGUUCGAGGGGUGCGCGUGGUGGCGUUCGAUGGACAGCGCCAACCUCAACGACCGCCCAUGA